Molecule: messenger RNA, 1340 nt
Organism: Cucurbita maxima (winter squash)
Lineage: Eukaryota; Viridiplantae; Streptophyta; Magnoliopsida; Cucurbitales; Cucurbitaceae
Product: transcription factor DIVARICATA-like
Exons: 2
Coding region: 400-1191 (263 amino acids)
Molecular function (GO): DNA binding
Source: RefSeq, a predicted model, not a curated record
UUUUUUCUCCAAUUAAGCUUAAAUGUCCCUACAAAUUCCAAAUCCACCAAUCAAAAUUCGACAGCUUUUACUCAAUUUAUGUCUCUUUUCAUUAUGUGCCUUCUUCUUGUCCCAUAGAUCUCGAUCCCACCGGCAGCACCAAUCACUGUUUUUCGCCUUCUCAACCUAAAUUUUGUUGUUUAAUUUCUUUCUGAAGAAACCCAUUUUGUUUUUCGUAUGGUUCGAUCAAGUUCUUUGGUUGAUUUUGGUGGGCUAGCUCGAAGUUUUGGCCCUGUUCUUCCUCUGUUUCAAUUUCUUACGAUCUGUUUAGUUUUGCAUUUCUUCAACUGGGUUUUUAUGGGUUUUUGAUUUCUUCCACUGCUAUGUGUUUUAUUUUUUGAAUUAUUCUAAAUUGGGUUGAUGAAACGAGGAAUUGGAAUUCUGUCUCCGGCGACCGACCGUCGAAGCUCCAGCUGCUCCAACUGGACGGUGGAGGAGAACAAGCGGUUCGAAAAUGCUUUGGCUUUGUUUGACAGUGAUUCGUCGGACCGGUGGUUGAAAGUCGCCGCCAUGAUUCCCGGAAAAACCGUCGGCGACGUGAUGAAUCAGUACAGAGAGUUAGUGGCGGAUGUGAGUGAUAUUGAAGCAGGGUUGGUUCCGAUUCCGGGGUACGCUACUGGCAACUCUUUUGUGUUGGAAUGGUCGAAUGACGGCUGCGGGUUUGGGUCGGUUUACGGCGGCGCCGGGAAGAGAGGGGUCUCCGGUCGGCCUUCCGAUCAUGAAAGGAAAAAGGGAGUACCUUGGACUGAAGAAGAACACAGGCAAUUCUUGAUGGGUCUGAAGAAGUACGGUAAAGGAGAUUGGCGGAACAUUUCUCGUAACUUCGUCACGACAAGAACUCCAACGCAAGUAGCUAGCCACGCCCAAAAGUAUUUCAUCAGACAACUCACUGGAGGGAAAGACAGGAGAAGAUCAAGCAUCCAUGAUAUCACUAUCGUCAAUCUACCCGACAAUCUAACUCAUCCCAAUACUAAGUCACCUUAUUCCCCAAUUCCAUACAAUGGCGUGACACCAAAUUGUGGGAUCUCCUCACUCGGACCUAAGCUAUUACAAGACCGAAUCUUUGUUGGAGGCAACAUCCAUGGGUGCCAAAAUAUUGGUCCUUACAGCCCCAAUGUUUUUCAAGUGCAAAGGGAGCAACAAUACAAGUGAGGAUAUAGUUAGAAUUUGGGUAUUGAAUUAAUUAGUUUGUAUGCUUAUAUUAUUGGCAAAUAAAUGUGGUAAAGAUGGACAUGUCAAUGUGUAGUCUUAAUUAAUGUAAUAAACUUAAAAUGAAUAUCCAAGACAAUUAUGUUUGGGCU